Molecule: messenger RNA, 1845 nt
Organism: Amphimedon queenslandica
Lineage: Eukaryota; Metazoa; Porifera; Demospongiae; Haplosclerida; Niphatidae
Product: AN1-type zinc finger protein 4-like
Exons: 18
Coding region: 482-1816 (444 amino acids)
Molecular function (GO): protein binding; zinc ion binding
Source: RefSeq, a predicted model, not a curated record
UAGUCUAGUAUCUUCAAGAUGGCGUCGUUGAGCAGAAUAAUUUUUUGCAUUGGUGCACUGUUUCUCUUUCAUUCUGGGUACUCUGCUGUACAGCACAAAUCUUUCUUAAAAUUAGCUGAGAUGGAUUAUAGUAGUCUGCCUAUUGAUAUUACAGUUGAAUGUUUGCUUGGUAGCUUAUUGUGCUGUGUAGCUGUUCUAGAAGGUAUGAGUCAGUAUAGAGAUUUCCGUUUGACAAGUGAAUUGUAUUCAAAGAAGCUUGAUGGUGUUUAUAACAAGCAAAAUUUUAUGAUUUUCAAUCACAGAGGCAGUGCUUUGAGUAAUUAAUUAUAAUUAUUUUAUUUAUCAGACUGAUUAAUAAUAUUAUUCACGAUUUCCGGAUGAAUACAGAAAAUUACUGAAUAGGUGUGUCUAUUUACCUGACAGCUACUAUGGUUACACAGCGCUUGUACCUGCAAGCUCUUGUGGAAAGUUAUCUUUAGACAUGAGCGACGACUACGAGAUUGAUCUUACUAUUGAGGCUGUAACAGGGACUGUGUAUGACUUGUGUGUUAGUCCUUUUGAAACAAUUCUUGGCAUUAAGACGAAGAUUCAAAAGCUAGAAGGUAUUCCUGUUUCCCAGCAACAUUUAAUUUAUGGAAGUACUGAGUUAAUGGAUGAUUUAUGUUUAGAAGAAUGCCAUGUAAGAUCUGGUUCCCAAUUAAAGUUGGUCAUAGCAAUGAGAGGUGGACCUAUUCAUGCUCAUAGAAUUCAACUGGAGGACUUUGCCAUUCUUGAAUUAGCUGAAUUUCUUGAAUCACAGUCUCCUGAUGAACAGGACCAAUAUGCGGCAAUAUUUGUAAGUAAUGAAGAUACUGAUGUGAGGUCUCAGUUACACAGUCCUGUUGAAGUCUCUGAAUCACGUUUAAGAGGUGGAAGCCAAACAUCUCUAGUUGCUACUACUAAUCCUACGAAGGUUUUGCCUACUUUUGAAAAUGAUGUGACACAGAGCAAAAUGAAGGAGUUACAGUCCCGCCUUAAGUGUCUUCGAUUGAGCAAAACUGAGGCUCUGCUAUCUAAAGCUCUUGAAAGGGAGCAGUGCUCCAAAAUGUUGCGACAUGAUGGUUCCUCAAUUUAUCCUCCACCAAUACACACUCCACCAUCUUGUACUUGUGGUUGUCAUAAGAAAUGCUGCAAAUGCUCGUGUCAUGUCAUUAAGAGUGGUACACAAAGACAACUUUGCUUUACUCCUUUCAGGGAAAGUGAAACAUAUCAAAAAAGACAUUCUAGAGUACACACGCCCUCUUCAAAAGACUUUCAAAUAUUAGAUAGACUCUCUUCUGGAAGACUACGUCAUGGUGACAAAAGGGGAAGACCAUGUGGUCCAACUACUGGAUGUUCGAAAGCAACUAUUAAUGAUGAAAUUUCACGAAAAGGUUCUAAGCAGCAUUCUGUGAAACUUGUGCUAUCAAAUGACACCCAAGAGCAUGUACAGCACAGAGAUGAUAUGAAGCUUAAAAGUGGCCAUUUUUUGCCCCCAAUUGAUUGUAUAGUGUCUACGAAACAGACCAAGCCUAGGAAAGAAGUUGAACACAGCAAUUUUCAUUUACCUCCUAUUAAUCCUAAAAAUCAAGUGAACAUUGAGAGAAAUAAAUGUAUGAAAUGCCAAAAAAGAACAAGACUUGCAAAUUCCUAUACUUGCAGAUGUGGUGGUGUUUAUUGCUCUAUUCAUCGGUAUGCUGAGACUCAUUCUUGCACUUUCAAUUAUAAAGCAGAAGGAAAAGAACUUAUUGCAAGGAACAAUCCUUUAGUUACAGCUCCAAAAUUAUCAAAAUUUUAGUAAAAUUAAAAUACAUCUAGAUCUAACAA